Phoenix dactylifera (date palm) is the source of this 883-nucleotide messenger RNA. RefSeq lists its product as uncharacterized. Lineage: Eukaryota; Viridiplantae; Streptophyta; Magnoliopsida; Arecales; Arecaceae. The record is from RefSeq and is a predicted model, not a curated record.
UCUUCGCGGAGGUGGGAAAAGAGAUGAUGAAGAAGCUUUGCUUUCCCCUAUCCCUCUUCCUCGCGCUCUCGUUUCCGCUCAUCGCCGACGUCCAUGGGAUCGAAUCCCCCGAGUACACCGUCGUCCACUCGGAAUCCGACUUCGUGGUGCGGCUCUACCGAGAGUCGGCGUGGAUGUCCGCUCCCACCGAGGAGAUCUCCUUCGAGAAAGCCACCAAGCUCGGCUUCCAUCGAGUGUUUCAGUACAUUGAAGGAGCCAAUCUGAAUUGGUCUAGGAUCAGUAUGACCACCCCUGUCUUGACGAGCAUUGUUCCUGAUGCGGGCCCUUUUCACUCUUCAGCCUACUACGUGCGCUUCUACUUACCAGUGAAAUUCCAAGCUUCCCCUCCCCUUCCUCUCCCUGAACUGAACCUCCAUGCUGACAAAUGGCCAAGUCACUGUGUUGCAGUGAGGCAGUUUUCUGGUUUUGCACGGGACAGCAACAUUAUCAAGGAAGCAGAGAGACUAGCUAUCAGCUUGAGCCGAUCUAGCUGGACUAACUCAACUGACUUUGGAAUGAAUGCAUACUCAAUUGCUCAGUAUAAUUCCCCAUUUCGCUUGAUCGGUCGUGUCAAUGAGGUUUGGGUUGAUGUUGCUGGAUCUGAAGGAUCAGAUUGUGCAUCUAGUGUCUUAGAGGUUUACUAAAACCUAGACAUCAUGUAUCAAAAAGAAAAAAAGAAAAAAUGUGAGAUAUGCUACGGAUACAUUCUCACUCCUACUGUAUAUACAUGGGUUUUCCUAAAACUGCAGCUUAUUAAAGUGUCACAAAUUCUGCUGUCAUUGAACGAAUUAUCUUUGCCUGUGCAAUAAGAGUUCCGUUGGUGGCAAGAACGAAUGAAACAGAA